AUGGAGAUAGACGCUUAUAUCGACUUAGAUAUAUCGCAGGAAGAUUUACGAAAUAUAGAUUUGCUGGAAGCUAGCAUUUUUAGUGAGAUACCAGAACGAAUCUGUGAGGAAGAAAGUGAUAAUGAUGAUCCAAUUCCAUCAAAAAAGCGUAAGCGCAUCUUUAUCGCCAGUGAUUCGGAUAGUGACGACGAUCCAGACGAAACCUUAAACUCUAGAAUCUGCGAACUACAGGAUAACGCUCGUCAAAGUUGGUCAACACCAAAAGGUCACCAGCCAUCAGUUAUUGCAUUUACUGAACCCACAGGUACGAAGCAACCGUAUGCAAAACAGCUCCAGCUGGAGAAUAUUAUAGCCUGGUUGUUCCGGAUAAGAUUUUUGAAGAAAUUGCCAUGCAAACGAAUUUGUUCGCAGUACAAACGGGACCAAGCUCUAAACCAUCAUCGCGGUCACGUUCAUGGAAACCAACAACCACAGACGAAAUAA
This is a messenger RNA of Parnassius apollo (apollo), 483 nucleotides long. Lineage: Eukaryota; Metazoa; Arthropoda; Insecta; Lepidoptera; Papilionidae. The record is from the annotation of a GenBank genome assembly.